Messenger RNA from Brassica napus (rape), 2919 nucleotides. Its product is annotated as transcription factor MYB27. NCBI's taxonomy places the organism in Eukaryota, Viridiplantae, Streptophyta, Magnoliopsida, Brassicales, Brassicaceae. The transcript has 4 exons. The record is from RefSeq and is a predicted model, not a curated record. Gene Ontology annotation, molecular function: DNA-binding transcription factor activity; sequence-specific DNA binding. The coding region runs from base 1503 to 2240 and encodes 245 amino acids. Gene Ontology annotation, cellular component: nucleus. Gene Ontology annotation, biological process: regulation of DNA-templated transcription.
AUAAAAAAAAUUGAAAAUGAAAGCAUCAAAUAUAUAAUAUUACUUUGGUGUAAAGUUUGGUGUCAUUGUUGGAAAUGAUAAAAUUAUUUUGACACCAAAACACUAAAUUUGGUGUAAUUUCAACACCAAAUUUGAUGUCAUUAUUGAAGAUGCUCUAAACUUUAAACGUAUGACAAUAUUUUUUUUACUAAAUGUUAUUAGAUUUUGGUUUGUAUUAGACAUGAUUUAUUUUUUUUACUUCAUAUAUUCGAAAGGACAAUCUAUUGUUACAACAUCAUCCAAACCAAUUCAAGAAAGAAAAGGCGUAGACAAAUAACACAUGGUAAAUCGAAUUUACCAGUGAAUAAAACAAAAGGGUGAUCUGCAGCUAGUCAUCCGGUUUGGUGGUAAUAUGAUUCAUAGGUCAUUGAACGGCCACCACCGUUCGAAUUGCAUGCAUGAAAAAAAAAACAAAAGGGUGAUCAAAAGUAAACAUUCGAUCAUUGGACGUCUCCCACGUCAAGAAAGAUACUUGGGCCGGUCUAGAAUAGACCAUAAGAUAGCCCUGGAAAAAUUAAGCUCAUAAGACAGCCCAGAGCAAAAUAUUCAAGCUACAGUAUUCAAAAAGAUGCAUUUGUUUCUGCUUUUACUUGCCCUUUAAGGCAUUUGACCAAUGCUAAUUACUGGAAUUUUCAUAUUCUAAGUUUCCUAACACAUAUGUUACAGUUACACUUGUGCUUUCUUUUUACUGCUUUCUGAGUACUUAAAAGUUUUUGAUCUUCCAGAGAAGAAAGUUUUGAUUCAACGGAGUUUUCUUUCAUGACAAGGCUUCAUAUCUUAUCUUAUGGCUCUGUUUCUUCCUCAGAAUGAUUUUCUUAAACGGGGAAGAAUCAUUAUUUUUGGCCUGCAGUUCACAGCUUUUCACUGCUCUUUAAAUUUUCUUCAGAUAGUUAGAUGCCUUAAGUUUAAACCCUCUCUCUCUCUCUCUCUCUGACAACAAAAUGAGUUACGGAUUUAGUUAAUCAAACAUUCAAACUUAAGAAUGCUUUGUUGGCUUACACUUUCGACAUUGGUGGAGAGAAGAUACAGAAAGAUCUUGUUUUAUCUUUUUAUCUCAACCACAAUUAAAUACUUCAUCUUCUUUUCAAAAACCCUUAAGAAAUUGAAUUUCAAAUUGGAUACUUGAAUAAAUAAUUGAAUUUCUAAGAUGAUGUAAGCCAUAACCCCUGAAAAGAAAAGAUAAAUAUAAUUAAUAACUUGGUGACUAUAUAAAAAAAUAAGAGAUACUUGGAACCUACUCCAAAACUAUAAUCUAUAUGACUUGAUAAAGAUGACCAAGAAUGAAAGACAAGACCUAACUGAUGCAUGAUGUUAUUAUCCACUAAUUUAUUUGUGUUCGUCAUCUUUGUGAACAUUUCCCAAAUUGGGUAAACUCAUGACUUUACUAUUUAAGCAAAGACAAAAGCUCUCAAACUAAAAGCACAAAUUUAGAAAUAAUUUAGUUAACUAACACAAAAACAAAAAUGGAUUACAAGAAGGAAGAAAAUCUCCGUAGAGGUCCAUGGCUCGAAGAAGAAGAUGAACGGCUAGUGAAGUUCGUUACCCUUUUGGGAGAACGUCGUUGGGAUUCUUUAGCGAGAGUUUCCGGUUUGAAGAGGAGUGGUAAGAGUUGCAGGCUAAGGUGGAUGAACUAUCUGAAUCCGAGUCUGAAGCGUGGACCGAUGAGCCUAGAAGAAGAAACUAUCAUCUUUCAGCUCCAUGCUUUCUGGGGUAACAAGUGGUCAAAGAUUGCAAGGAGAUUACCCGGUAGGACUGAUAACGAGGUUAAGAACUAUUACAGAACUCAUUUUAGAAAGAAAUUGGAAGGUCAAAACUAUGAUAAGAUCAUUGACUGGAGCAGAAAUACAGGAGAAGACUUGUUGCGCAAGUAUAAGGAAACUGAGAUCACGUGGACAAGGACAACGACUCAAGAACAUGGAUUUGAUAAAACUGUGAAGGAGUCUAAGCAGAUGAACAUGGAGAGUGAUAAAGAAACUUGUGGUGGUAUUUUCGAAAGAGAGAGCUUUGGUGUUAUGAAAUCACCAUACGAAAACCGGAUAUCGGAUUGGAUAUCAGAAAUUUCUACAGACCAAAGUGACGCAAAUGUUCUAGAAGAACGUACCAGCAGUAGCAGUGAAAACAAUAUUAAUAUCAACGUUGGUUCUUGGUGGUUUCAAGAGACUAGGGACAUUGAAGAGUUUUCAUGCUCUCUAUGGUCAUAGUUAAUAUUACAGCUUGUUUCUUGAUCAUAUGAUGAAAACGUCUUCUAAAAGUUGAUGUUGAUAAAUAAAAUCUCUUUCUUGACUUAUCAUAUGAUCGAGUUUUUUUGUUUCUCUUGCUGUUUUCGCAAAAUAACAAACUUAUAAAGGUUAAUGCAUACCCAUAAUAACAAAAUAAAUAAAUGUUGCACAGUUGUGUAUGUCAGGUCUUGUCAUGUUAUAUGCAACAGCAAACACACGAGUUCAUGCUACGAAUAAAACACUAUUUAGUUUUUUCCAUCAACAUAAUUGGUUGAUGGGCUAUAUCUUUAAUAUGAAUUAAAUUUGUUGUUUGGUGUACUUUUGAGCCAAAUGAUUUGUCAAAAUGUUGAUAUUUAAUUUAUAUAGGGAAAGUAUGUAAUCUCUAAUAUAGAAAAUUAAAAUAUCCUAAAGUAAUAUACUUUUUUUGGUAGCCCUGAAGUAAUAUACUUAUACAGUAUGAAGAGUAGAUGCAUGUAUGGAAUGCCCUCUUGUAUAAAAUUAUGAAAAUACAAAAAGGAAGAAGAUAAUAUAUAAUCUAUGUUAGUUAUUUAAUUAAAGAGGAUAGGAAUACCAGAGCAUCAUGGUUACAUAUCUACACAAUAUGACAUACACAGGCACGUGGUGUUUAUGGAAAAUUAUAAAAUUAUUUAUACUUUUGAUU